Messenger RNA from Symbiodinium necroappetens, 468 nucleotides. The record is from the annotation of a GenBank genome assembly. NCBI's taxonomy places the organism in Eukaryota, Dinophyceae, Suessiales, Symbiodiniaceae.
GUAUCCGCAUGGCAGACAGAGCAUGCCGCGGCAGUGGAACGAGGUGAUUCCUUGGAGGCCAAAGGCAAGGAGGACACUGGCAAUUUCACGUCCCAACUGGAGCAGCUGCGUGCUGAGCUUUCGACAGAGCAGGAAGGGCGCUCUUCCGAUGCUUCGAAGGCUGCUGCGGUCGUGGAAGGACUUAAUGCCACGAUCCAGCGCUUGCAGCAUGACCUGUCUGAUGGGGAUGCUGCCCGGGAGCAGUUGUUGAAGGAGGCAACUGACAAGGCCAACAGCCUAUCGCACGAGCUGGAUGAUUGGAAGUCUGAGUUUGCCAAAGCCACAGAAGCAGCACGGGGAGCCUCCGAAGAGGCUGCCAAUGAGAAAGCCCAACUUCUCCAGUCCUUAGAGCAGUGGCGCGCCGAAUGCGCCGAGGAAGUGUCACUCAAGGAGGCCAAAGAAAAGGAGGCCACCCAGUUGGCGGCACAG